Molecule: messenger RNA, 5032 nt
Organism: Polypterus senegalus (gray bichir)
Lineage: Eukaryota; Metazoa; Chordata; Cladistia; Polypteriformes; Polypteridae
Gene: znf423
Product: zinc finger protein 423
Exons: 8
Coding region: 578-4465 (1295 amino acids)
Biological process (GO): regulation of transcription by RNA polymerase II
Cellular component (GO): nucleus
Molecular function (GO): RNA polymerase II transcription regulatory region sequence-specific DNA binding; DNA-binding transcription factor activity, RNA polymerase II-specific
Source: RefSeq, a predicted model, not a curated record
CGCGCGCUGAGCCCAGGCUGUGCGCAGCUCCCUGCGGGAUCAGAGCGCUCCCCCGCCGGGACUCGACUCUCACAUCCUCCUGCUGGGACUCGGCUACAUUCGCAGCCAAGCCGCCUGGCUUUAUUAUGUGUGUGUGCAGUGCAGCCCAGGCAGCGGCGAGAGCAGGAGGCGGAGGGAAGGCGAGAGCCAGGACAAAGAAAAAGGGAGAGCGCGGCUAGCAAGAGGAGCCGCGAGUGCAGAGCCAGGGCUGAAGAGAGGAGCCGCGACAGGCUGCUUCCAGACACUAGCUAGCUGCUGGAUUCGCCGUGUCUCGGUGCGCGUUGCUAUCGGACACGCUCCGUCAUUGCGCUCCGUGGGACAAUAGCCCGUGUGCCGUCCGCAGCAGCGCCUCCUCCCGCCGAUCUACAGGUUGAUCCGGAGCUGUUGUGGAACAAGUUGAGAAGGAGCCCGCCGUCCUCUUCCGCUUCUCCCGAGCCUCGGGAGCGGCGCGACACGGUGGAAGCUGCCGCAUUGCAACAGGCGGACGAGGGAGCGAAGCCACUUACUGGAGCUGCGACGGGACCGACGCUAGCGGGAUAUGUCCAGGCGCAAGCAGGCCAAGCCGCGCUCAGUGAAAGUGGAAGAAGGAGCGUCAUCUGAGUUUUCUUUGAACUGGGACCCUGCAGCUCAGACAGGAAAUGGUCUGGAAGUGCCCACAGAGUUUGAUGCUCACGAUGGGCUCAGCAUCACAAGUCAGGAUGAGCAAAACCAAGAUGGUGAGGAAGACCCAGAGGAGGAGCCCAUUUAUACCUGUGACAGUUGUCAGCAAGACUUCGACACCCUGAGUGACCUGACCGAGCACCGAACACACUGUUGUCCUGGAGAUGGUGACGAUGAUCCCCAUCUCUCUUGGGUGGCCUCUUCUCCUUCCAGUAAAGACAUGGCAUCUCCAUCUCAGAUGCUUGUGGAUGGCUGUGAGUUGGGAAUGGGAGAGGAAGAAGGUGGAGCUGGUCUGCCCUACCCAUGCCAGUUCUGUGACAAGUCCUUUAGCCGACUAAGCUACCUGAAACGCCACGAGCAGAUACACAGCGACAAACUGCCAUUUAAGUGCACCUACUGCAGCCGGCUAUUCAAGCACAAGCGCAGUCGUGACCGCCACGUCAAGCUUCACACGGGCGACAAGAAGUACCAUUGCCACGAGUGUGAGGCUGCUUUCUCACGUAGUGACCACCUUAAGAUCCACUUGAAGACACACAGUUCGAGCAAACCCUUCAAGUGCACUGUUUGUAAACGGGGCUUCUCCUCGACCAGCUCUCUGCAGAGUCACAUGCAGGCCCACAAGAAAAACAAGGAGCACCUGGUGCGUGCCGAAAAGGAGCUUGGCAAGAAGGAGGACCUGUUCAUGUGUGAUUAUUGCGAGGAGACCUUCAGCCAGACUGAGGAGCUUGAGAAGCAUGUUAUUAGUCGCCACCCGCAGCUCUCCGAGAAGGCAGAUUUGCAGUGCAUCCACUGUCCUGAUGUCUUUUCUGAUGAGAGUUCUUUGCUCAGUCAUAUUGACCAGACUCAUGCCAAUAAAAAGCACAAGUGCCCCAUGUGUCCUGAGCAGUUUUCCUCUGUGGAAGAGGUAUACUGCCAUCUGGAUAGCCACCGCCAGCCUGACUCGAGUAAUCACAGCAUCAGUCCAGACCCGGUCCUAGGCAGUGUUGCUUCCAUGAGCAGUGCCACCCCUGACUCAAGUGCAUCAGCAGAUAGAGGCUCCACGCCAGACUCUACGCUGAAGCCAUCCAGAGUGCCAAGAAAACCGGGAAGACUGGAACGGGAGGAGAGCCAGGGUUGGCCAACCAAGAUAACCUACAGCUGUCCUUACUGUUCCAAGCGAGACUUCAACAGCCUUGCUGUCUUGGAGAUUCACCUGAAGACAAUCCACGUGGACAAGCCUCAGCAAAGUCACACAUGCCAAGUAUGCUUAGACUCUCUGCCCACUUUGUACAACCUAAAUGAGCAUGUCCGCAAGGUGCACAGGAGCAGUGGCACAUUCCCUGUCCUGCAGUUCAGCAAUGCAUCUGCCUUCCACUGUAACUACUGCCCAGAGACUUUUGCCGAUAUCAACAGCCUGCAGGAGCACAUCCGGGCAUCACACUGUGUGCCCAGUGCUUCAAGCACCCUGGAGGGGAAUCAUGCCUUUUUCUGCAACCAGUGUUCAAUGGGGUUUCUGACUGAGUCCUCCCUAAUGGAGCACAUCCAGCAGAGCCACUGCAGUGUUGGCAGCUCCAAGCUGGAGUCUCCAGGUGUGCAGCCCUCGCAGUCCUUCAUGGAAGUGUACUCCUGCCCAUAUUGCACCAACUCGCCUAUUUUUGGCUCCAUCUUGAAGCUCACAAAGCACAUCAAAGAAAAUCAUAAGAACAUCCCACUGGCCAGCAGUAAAAAAUCCAAAGCAGACAGUAGUCCAGCGUCCUCAGACGUAGAAGUAUCCUCCCCAAAGAGGCAAAGGCUGUUGGCAAGUGGCGUUCCCCCUGUGAAUGGGGAGUACCCUUGCAACCAGUGCGAGCUGAAAUUUGGGAGUUUUGAAAGUUUUCAAACUCACCUCAAGUCUCAUUUGGAGCUCCUGUUGAGGAAACAGUCGUGUCCACAGUGCAAAGAGGACUUUGACUCUCAGGAGAGCCUGCUGCAGCACUUGACAGUCCACUACAUGACCACAUCCACUCACUAUGUGUGUGAGAGCUGCGACAAGCAGUUCUCCUCUGUGGAUGACCUGCAGAAGCAUUUGUUGGACAUGCACACUUUUGUUCUCUACCAUUGCACCUUGUGCCAAGAGGUCUUUGACUCCAAGGUUUCCAUUCAGGUUCAUCUAGCAGUGAAACACAGUAAUGAAAAGAAGUUGUACAGGUGCACUGCUUGCAACUGGGACUUCCGCAAAGAGACUGACCUGCAGCUGCAUGUCAAGCACAGCCAUCUCGGAAAUCCUGCCAAAGCCCGCAAGUGCAUCUUCUGUGGAGAGAUGUUCAGCACAGAGGUCGAGCUGCAGUGCCACAUUACCACACAUAGCAAGAAGUACAACUGCAGGUUUUGCAGCAAGGCAUUCCAUGCCAUCAUCCUACUGGAAAAGCAUCUGCGAGAGAAGCACUGCAUCUUUGAUGGAAGCAGUAGCCAGAAUGGCACACCGAAUGGUGUCACACCCACCACGAAGAGGCCAGAAGCACCAGACCUGCAGAAUAUGCUGCUAAAGAGCCAAGAAACCACUAACAGCCAUGAGGCCAGCGAGGAUGAUGUUGAUACCUCAGAGCCAAUGUAUGGCUGUGACAUUUGCGGUGCUGCUUACACCAUGGAGGCACUUCUGCAGAACCACAGGCUGCGGGACCACAACAUUCGACCAGGUGAAGAUGACUGCUCCCGCAAGAAAGCCGAGUUCAUCAAGGGCAGUCACAAGUGUAACGUCUGUUCGCGCACCUUCUUCUCUGAGAGUGGUCUGAGAGAGCACAUGCAGACUCACCGGGGCCCUGCCAAGCACUAUAUGUGCCCCAUCUGCGGAGAGCGUUUCCCUUCCCUCCUCACACUGACUGAGCACAAGGUGACCCACAGCAAGAGUCUGGACACAGGCACCUGUCGUAUAUGCAAGAUGCCCCUGCAGAGUGAGGAAGAGUUCAUCGAGCACUGCCAGAUGCACCCCGAUCUGCGCAACUCCCUCACUGGUUUCCGCUGUGUGGUCUGCAUGCAGACGGUCACCUCCACCCUGGAGCUGAAGAUUCAUGGCACCUUUCACAUGCAAAAGCUAGCCAGCAGCUCGGCCUCCUCCUCGCCAAAUGGCCAGCUGCAAAAGCUUUACAAGUGUGCUUUGUGUCUGAAGGAGUUCAAGAACAAACAGGACUUGGUGAAACUGGACGUGAAUGGUCUACCUUACGGCCUGUGUGCUGGUUGUAUGACCAGAGGCUCCAAUGGCCAGUCAUCCAGUGGGAGCUCUCAGGAGCCAGGUGAAAAGCCCCCAAAUGGUUUGCGCUGCUCAGAGUGUGCCGUCAAAUUUGAAAGUCUUGAUGACUUGGAAUCUCAUAUUCAGCUGGAUCACAGAGAGAUGACUCCAGAUAUGAGCAUCCAGAAGAAGGUGCCAGAGAACUCUUCCCUUCCUAAAAAGAAGACUUACCAGUGCAUCAAGUGCCAGAUGACUUUUGAGACAGAGCGGGAGAUUCAGAUCCACGUUGCCAACCACAUGAUUGAGGAGGGGAUCAACCAUGACUGUAAGCUGUGCAAGCAGACGUUUGACUCUCCGGCAAAGCUGCUGUGCCACCUGAUUGAACACAGUUUUGAGGGCAUGGGUGGGACCUUCAAGUGCCCAGUGUGUUUCACAGUCUUUGUCCAGGCCAACAAGCUGCAGCAGCACAUCUUUGCAGUACACGGUCAAGAGGACAAAAUCUACGACUGUGCCCAGUGUCCACAGAAGUUCUUCUUUCAGACUGAACUGCAGAACCACACGCUGAGUCAGCAUGCACAGUGAGCUGCUGGACGCUGCCUCUCCUGCACACUUGACAGGACUUGGCAGGGGGGACAGCCGCGAAGCAUGGCAUCCAAUCAAAGUGUCGUUUGCAGCCCAGAUGAAGACUCCAGUGAUCUGGCCACAGGACGCUGCUGGGAGCAGCUCGGAAUGAUAUUCAAAGUAUUCUCCACACAGUAUUUUCUCCUGUCCUGCUUUGAGUAGUGCUUUUUGGGAGGCUCCUCUCCCGCCCCUAGAGCCAUUUGCGUUUGUGUCCUAUGUUCGCUUCUUGUUUUCUUGGGUAGUCGCGCUUCUCGUGCCGUGAUGUGACUGCUUACCGACUGUAUUUACUAUUUGCAAAGUCUCCUUUUAUCCUUUUUUUCUUUAUUUUUUAUUUUUUCUUUUCCUUUUUGUAAGUCCAGAAAGACUAAGGCUUUGAUUGGAUUGGCCCGUUCACAGGACUGUUGCCAAUGGUGACGUGCACUUGGCUUCCAGUGCGACUCAAUGGUGUUUUCCUUUAUAAAUGUGAAUGAAAGCUGAUUGCAAUAACUUGUCAAAUAAAGAGGUCCGUACAGCCUGUGUGGCCUGAUG